AUGCGCCGCAUAAUCUCACGGGCGUAUUCAGGCGUGCGUGUCGCCCGCUUUGCAUGUGCGGAGCGGGGUGAAGUCUGCUGGGGCGUGUUGCCUGAGGGCGCGAAUGCUGCGGAGAUGGGAAUGAGCCUCCAGGUUGCAGCGCCCGAGGCGGUGGCGCACGGCCGGCUGGAGCCUGCUGGUACGCGGACAGUGCAGAAGACCUUGGUGCCUCUGCCGCAGCAGGUCCCGCCCGCUGUCGUUGCGGUCGGCCUCAACUACCGCGCCCACGCGGCGGAGGUGGGCAAGGAGGCCCCAAGAUUCCCUAUCAUUCUGCACGUGAAUCCUGCGAGUGUCUGCGGUGGCGGUCCUGCUCACCCCAUCGUGUGCCCGCCCAUCGUGAGCCGCGAUCCUCCGGAGCUGGACUAUGAGGCGGAGCCUCCACCUUGCACGGACGUCGCGCCCGCCGAGGCGCUUUCUUUUCUGUGCGGGCUGACUGUGAGUAACGACGUCUCUGCGCGCCGUUGGCAAGGCAGAAAGGGUGGGGGGCAGUGGAGCCGCGCGAAGAGCUUUGACAGCUUUAAGCCAGUCGGGCCGGCGCUACUGCUGGCGGCCGAGGGCGGCGCGGCAAAACGCUCGUUUUCAAUCAGCUCGCGCGUGAACGGAGUGACCAUGCAGGACUCGUCGACCUCAGACCUCAUCUUUGGCGCCGCCGAGUUGAUCUCGUUUUGCUCACAGGGGACGACCCUCCUCCCGGGCACAAUCAUCCUAACGGGGACGCCAGCCGGGGUCGGAUACUCACGCUCGCCGCCCGUGUGGCUCAAGCAUGGCGACGAGGUGGAGUGCACGGUGGAGGGGAUCGGCACGCUGCGCAAUUCGGUCGUGUACUUGGGGUGCACAGCGCCCCAAAAUCCACCAGUGUGGAUUUCGCGCAAAAGCUUGACUCUGAAUAGCUCGCUAUGUACCUUUCUGAGCGCUGUGGUCGCCGCAGACUGGCUCCGACUUGACGGCGGCAUGGAGACCGGCGUUUGGUCGACAAACAGCGCUGCGACCGCGAUGUGGCGGUGGACAUGCUCCCAUGUUGCCGACGCGGCGCCGGAGUGGCCGGCGCUGCUCGCCGCGACCACGACGGCUACUCUGAUGCUCCGGGCCGACCCGUCCUACCCGACGGUGGCACUCUUCCACGUCUCGCUCACGCUGAGAAAAAUUCUGAAACGGCGUGCAGCAGAGUCACCGACGAGUCGGUCCGCGUGA
This is a messenger RNA of Emiliania huxleyi CCMP1516, 1230 nucleotides long. RefSeq lists its product as hypothetical. Gene Ontology annotation, molecular function: hydro-lyase activity. The record is from RefSeq and is a predicted model, not a curated record. NCBI's taxonomy places the organism in Eukaryota, Haptophyta, Isochrysidales, Noelaerhabdaceae. The coding region runs from base 1 to 1230 and encodes 409 amino acids. The transcript is spliced from 4 exons.